UAUAUUUUCUGUUAUUCCUUUUUGAAACCGCAACAAGUAAAUUGGCAAUUCAAUGCAGGCAUUUUAUUUCCAUCAUAUUACAAUAUUUAACUUUUUUAUUUAAACUGAAAAAACGAAAAAUCAUCACCCAGAUAGGCAAACGACAUCGCAGCAUUUGCCCCAUAGGUCAACUUACGCAUAGUAGUCAUCUAUAUAAAUGAGCUGUCAAUAGACGAAUUCGUUUCAGUAUAAGUAUACAUACCGGUAGUUGAUGAGGUAGUAUACUGGUAUCCUAUACUUAAAUAUAUUAUUAAAGUUUCUUUAGUUCCGUGUGUCGACAUGUUGGUGAAAUUCGCCCUCGCCGCCGUAAUGGCAAUUGGAGUUCUGGGGCGCACGGUUCCCGAAAGGGAUAGGUUCUUCACGUCUGCCUAUUGCGGAAGUGGCAAUAUCCAGCAAGCGCGGGAUUCCGUAUCAACAUUCGAUCAAUGUCUGAAAGACAUUUAUACAGAGGAGAGUUUUACGAAUGAGGUUACGUUAGCGCAGCUCAACAAUAAUCAGGACAAAAUUGUUAAAGCGUUCUGCGACAGAUCGUCGCAGCUGAAGGCCUGCUCACAACCGCUAAUCACAAAUAUAUCGCCGUGUUUCACCGCCACUGAAUUACGCAUAUACCAACAACAAUUCUAUAAAAUAGUCGACUUCUUCUGCGGUAACGAUGCUGCGAAAGCAAUAUCGUUCGUUAAAGAAGGUGGCUAUGUGUGCCUGGAACAGGCCAAUUUCGCAUCCUGCAGAAACAACACGCAAUCAGAGAUCACUCGGCUCAUUGAUGUAUAUGGAAGUGGGCCAGCAAUUCCUGAAAAGGAGAGGUGCAAAAUAGACCAACAGGAAAACGCAUGUGAGACGGCCAUAAUGAAAGAUUGCGCGAAACCAAAUCUUGAUAAAAUUAUUGACGAACUAGUGAAUGCCGUGGAUAUUAAGUGCGAAGAAUAAAAUGAUAAAUAUCGAAAAUCGCAGUGCUACUUACAGGAAACAUAUACGCGUGCGAAAUGUUUUGAAUUAUGCUAUAAAAUAUAUUUUAAUAAAAUUAAUUUGGUUUUGA
Cydia pomonella (codling moth) is the source of this 1075-nucleotide messenger RNA. Its product is annotated as 27 kDa glycoprotein-like. The transcript has 7 exons. The coding region runs from base 319 to 966 and encodes 215 amino acids. NCBI's taxonomy places the organism in Eukaryota, Metazoa, Arthropoda, Insecta, Lepidoptera, Tortricidae. The record is from RefSeq and is a predicted model, not a curated record.